AUGACGGACGCAGAUAACAUUUCUACGUUUAGUGCAGAUGGGGGGCAGGAUACUGUGGGUCUGCCCAGGAUAGUGAUGGUCACAGAAGGCUCUGAUACAUCGGCAUCUUCAGCAUCAUCCACGUCCGAGUCAGAGGACAACUGGGCCGACCUCAUCAAGUCCUCGGAGAUACCACCAGAGUACUGGCAUAUACAAAAACUGGUAAAGUACAUGAAAGCAGGAAACCAAACCGCGACGAUGGUAGCUCUGUCCUGCUUGAAAGACCACGACCUGACGAUAGAGGUCAAUCAAAGAGCUAUUCAAGAGAUAGGCGGUCUAGAGCUUUUAGUGAAUUUGCUGGAAACGAGAGAUCUGUGUUGUAUCUUAGGUGGACUGGCUGUUCUGAAAGAUAUAACCCCGAAUAUUGAAAUAAGGAAGAAAGUAACAGAUUUGGGAGCGAUCCCUUUGUUGGUGGGAUUGUUGUCUGAUCCAGCACGGGACGUGCAAAUCCUGGCGGCAGAAACAAUUGCUAAUUUAGGGCGAAUCCGUAAAAGUAGGAAGUUUUGCAGAAAAUUUGGAGGGAUUCCCAAACUGAUCGAUUUAUUGGACAUAAAGGAACGGUACUUAGUGUCUCCGCGUGAGGAGCUAAAUCAAGAUGAGUUACAGUUUCUAGAUAUAGCUCGUGCUGGAGCUAAAGCAUUAUGGUCAAUGUCAUCCUCACAAAGGAACCGCGAGGCAAUGCGGAAGUACGGCAUGAUACCUCUUAUAGCCAAAAUGCUCAAAACUAUUCAUCUAGACGUGGCUGUUCCGGCAGUUGGACUUCUUCAAAUGUGCGCGAAUGAAACGUCAUUCCAACUGGCUAUACAAACGGAGAAAAUGGUCACCGACUUGAUAACGCACUUGGCCAACGAUGACAAAGAUCUGAAGACUUACUGUAGUUUGGCGAUUUACAAAUGCGCAAGCGAUUCUAUUACGAGGGAUAUGAUUCGUGAAGCUGGAGGUUUGGAGCUGUUGGUAGAGGCCGCGCAAGAUAGCACCAAUAGACCUAAUAAACCUUUGUUGGCGGCGGUUACUGGAGCUCUAUGGAAAUGUGCCAACAGCGAUGCUAGUGUAAAAAGGCUGGACAGCCUUGGAGCAGUCCCUAUACUGGUCAGAUUGUUGGAUGACGAAAACGAUGGCGUAUUGACCAACGUCGCCGGGGCACUCGCAGAGUGUGCUAAAUAUCCACCGAAUCGUGAUAAAAUUAGAUCUGCUGGUGGCAUUCCAAUGCUAAUUCAUCAUCUAAACAACACUUACAAGCCAUUGCUGGAGAACGUGCCUCUGGUGUUAAUGGAAUGCGCUAAAGAACAGUUUUGCAUGAACGAAAUAGACGAAUUGGACGGUGUGAGGCUUGUUUGGUCUUUGCUGAAGAACGACUCGAAGAAAGUUCAGACAAACGCCGCUUUGGCUUUGAGCCCUUGUGUGCAAAAUGCCGCAGAUUCCGGGGAGAUGGUCAGAUCCUUCGUAGGCGCCUUGGAGUUGACCGUGGACCUACUGGACUCCGACGACCAUAACGUUUUGUCGGCAGUUUGCGCUGCAAUCGCAACCAUUGCAAGAGACCACGAGAAUUUGGCGGUCAUAUCCGAUCACGGUGUUGUGGGUAAACUUUCGAAACUCGUGAGCACAACAGAUGAUCACCUGAGAGCGAAUCUGGGCGUGGCAAUAGCGUACUGCUGCGACUGGGCACAGAACAGGCAGGAGUUUGGCAAGCGAGGCGCCAUCACGCCGCUGGUCAACUACAUGACGUCACGGGACCCCAACGUGCACAGGGCGACGGCACUGGCUCUCUACCACCUGUCCUUCUACUCCAUCAACUGUGUCACCAUGCAUGCUGCUGGUGUAGUGCAGUUCCUGCUGGAAACCAUUGGGUCCAAAGAUCCGAUCCUACAGGAGGCGUCAGCAGGCUGCCUCUGCAAUAUCCGCAAGUUGGCGCUCGCCACGGAGAAAAUUAAACUGAAGCAAUAAUGUGAAUUUAUUUAUAUUAAAGUAGUUGG
Molecule: messenger RNA, 2012 nt
Organism: Ostrinia furnacalis (Asian corn borer)
Lineage: Eukaryota; Metazoa; Arthropoda; Insecta; Lepidoptera; Crambidae
Gene: gudu
Product: Armadillo repeat-containing protein gudu
Exons: 6
Coding region: 1-1983 (660 amino acids)
Molecular function (GO): protein binding
Source: RefSeq, a predicted model, not a curated record